AUGUCGCAGUAUAUUGGGAAGACAAUUUCUUUGAUUUCGGUCACCGAUAACCGCUAUGUGGGUCUCUUGGAGAACAUUGACUCGGAGAAAGGUACGGUCACUUUGAGAAGCGUUCGGUGCUUUGGGAGUGAAGGUAGAAAGAACUGGGGGCCCGAAGAGAUAUACCCAAAUCCGGCCGUUUACGACUCCGUGCAGUUCAACGGGAAUGACGUUAAGGACUUGAGCAUCCUGGAGGUCAGGUUGGAGGACGUGCAACCGGUGCUGCCGCCCCAGAUGCAGCAGCAGCAGCAGCAGCAACACGUUGCCCCUCCCGUAUCUGAAUCGCAGCAGCAACAGCAGCAGCUACAGCAGCCACAGAAAUUCCCAUCAAGGGAACAGGUGCCUGUUCAACAACAGGCUACGGCAAGUGUCCCAGUAGCAACAGAGUCUCGCGAGGAGAAGUUGCCAGCGGCAAUGGCAGGCUACGGUGUCUAUGCGCCGCCAUCUGAUGCCCAGCAGAGUGUUGUUCCCGAAGUGGCGGUCAACAGAGAGCAGAAACUCGCUCAACGGAAGGAGCACGCCAAUACCAGCGGUGGCAACAACAACAACAGUAGACGUCCCCAUCGUGACAGAAACGUCGAGAUUCCAAAGAACGACUUCGAUUUCCAAUUCAACAACGCAAAAUUCUCGAAGGAGAACUCUGAAGCGGAGCAAGAGAGCUCAUUUGCUUCCAACCGUUCGAACGAAAACUCUGCAGAGAACGAACCAUUUUACGAUAAGAAGUCUUCGUUUUUCGACACCAUAUCCACCUCUGCGGAAGCAAGCAGCAACAUGAGAUGGCAGGAUGAGAAGGAAUUGAAUUUGGACACAUUUGGUCAGGCCUCCGCGAGACCAAGACGUGGUAGAGGCGGUAGAGGCGGCAACAGAGGUGGCCAGAGAGGGAAUUAUAGAGGCGGCAACAGAGGUGGGAACAGAGGUGGUUACCGCAACUACAGGAACAACAACAACUACAACAAUAACAAUGGCAGUAAUUAUGACAACAAUGGGGGUAAUAGGCAACAAGAUUUCUCCUCGCAGGGCAAUCCUUACAACGUCGAGUUCUAG
Huiozyma naganishii CBS 8797 is the source of this 1083-nucleotide messenger RNA. It is a transcript of the gene SCD6, whose product is annotated as Scd6p. The record is from RefSeq and is a predicted model, not a curated record. Gene Ontology annotation, biological process: P-body assembly; cytoplasmic stress granule assembly. Gene Ontology annotation, molecular function: mRNA binding. Bases 1 to 1083 code for a protein of 360 amino acids. NCBI's taxonomy places the organism in Eukaryota, Fungi, Ascomycota, Saccharomycetes, Saccharomycetales, Saccharomycetaceae. The transcript has a single exon. Gene Ontology annotation, cellular component: P-body.